This is a messenger RNA of Oryzias melastigma (Indian medaka), 4001 nucleotides long. RefSeq names its product arginine vasopressin receptor 1Aa (gene avpr1aa). NCBI's taxonomy places the organism in Eukaryota, Metazoa, Chordata, Actinopteri, Beloniformes, Adrianichthyidae. Gene Ontology annotation, cellular component: membrane. Gene Ontology annotation, molecular function: peptide binding; vasopressin receptor activity. The transcript has 2 exons. The record is from RefSeq and is a predicted model, not a curated record. Gene Ontology annotation, biological process: G protein-coupled receptor signaling pathway; positive regulation of vasoconstriction; regulation of systemic arterial blood pressure by vasopressin. The coding region runs from base 841 to 2064 and encodes 407 amino acids.
UAAAACUACUCUAAUUUAUCAUGUGUUGUCAUAUUUUGAUCUAUUUUGAUGAAAAACACCUUUUUAUUCAGUAUAUUAUAUCAGGUAAAAAUUAGUGAUGUAACUUUUUAAAGCAAAAGUGUUGUAGAGUUAAAUAAUCUUACCAAGACCUAUUUUACAACGCUGAAAAAAGUGAAACAUUAAAUCAAUAAACAACGGUACUGUAAUUUGUUACAUUUUAAAUUGUUAGCUUGUAUCAAAUUAAAAUUUGAGUUGAGUGAACCACGAGGUCAAAAUUUGAACUUGAUACAAACUAAUAAUUAAAUUUAAGAAAUUACAGAACUUUUGUUAAUUGAUCCGAAGUUUCACUUUUUCAGUCUAUGCUUCUUUUGACAUUUUUUUCACUUAAAAUAAUGGAAAAACAUCUUAUAUUGAAUCAUUUUGACUUGUUUUAAAGAUGAUGUUUUUCCAGUGUACGGGUAGGUUUAAUUGUGUUUAGUUAAAUGUUCAAGUAAGAUCUGAAUGGUGCGUAAAAGUGCUUUUUAGCGUGACAACGGGCAUUAUUGCAUGUUAAUAACCCUUGAAAUAGUAAAAAAAAAAAAAAAUGCAAUAAUGUGAAAAGGAAAUAACUUUUUUUUUUCAUUACAAAUAGAGAGAGUGACGUAUCCCGGAGCGCUCCUACUUUACGCACAGGCGCUGUGAAAUUUGACUCGAGUUUUUGAAGCCACCACAGCAGCCGCAAGUCAGAGCGCGGCGGUGUGUUCCUCUGCGCGCGCGUCAGGUAGCUCCAUAUAGGGACAGAAGAGGCACUUCAAAGCAACUCUGGCACUGCGAGCGCUGGGGCGCACGGGGGGCAGUGCCAUGUACACUCUCGCCAACGUGCUGCUCCUGAGCGGAGACAACCAUUCUCUGGAUUCCGGCUCCCCCAGUGACCCAGUGAUGGCUGGAAACGGCACCGCCAGCUCGAACGGAUCCGACCCGUUCGCCAGGAACGAGGAGGUGGCCCAAAUCGAGAUCAUGGUUCUGAGCAUCACCUUUGUGGUGGCGGUGAUUGGGAACGUCAGCGUCCUUUUGGCGAUGUACAACACCAAGAAGAAGAUGUCGCGGAUGCACCUCUUCAUCAGGCACCUCAGCCUGGCGGAUCUGGUGGUCGCCUUCUUCCAGGUGCUGCCGCAGCUCUGCUGGGAGAUCACCUUCCGCUUCUACGGCCCAGACUUUCUCUGCAGGAUUGUAAAGCACCUCCAGGUGAUGGGAAUGUUCGCAUCCACCUACAUGAUGGUGAUGAUGACUCUGGACCGCUACAUCGCCAUCUGCCAUCCCCUGAAAACCCUCCAGCAGCCCACCAAGCGCUCCUACAUUAUGAUCACCUCCACGUGGAUGUGCAGCUUGGUGCUCAGCACCCCGCAGUACUUCAUCUUCUCCCUGAGUGAGAUCAAAAACGGCUCGGACGUGUACGACUGCUGGGCGCACUUCAUCCAGCCCUGGGGCUCAAAGGCGUACAUCACCUGGAUAACCGUGGGCAUCUUCCUCAUCCCCGUCGUCAUCCUCAUGCUGUGCUACGGCUUCAUCUGCCACAGCAUUUGGAAAAAUAUCAAGUACAAGAAAAGAAAAACAACGGCCGGAGCCGCGAACAAGAAUGGGCUCAUCGGGAAGAACUCCGUCAGCAGCGUCACCACCAUCUCCAGAGCCAAACUCCGUACGGUUAAAAUGACUUUUGUGAUCGUUUUGGCUUACAUCGUUUGCUGGUCGCCGUUUUUCAUAGUACAGAUGUGGUCUGUGUGGGAUGAGAACUUCCUGUGGGACGAUUCUGAGAACACAGCAGUGACUCUCUCGGCGCUCCUCGCCAGCCUCAACAGCUGCUGCAACCCGUGGAUUUACAUGAUCUUCAGUGGCCACCUCCUGCAAGAUUUUGUGCACUGCUUCUCCUGCUGCCGCAGGGUGAGCGCUGAUAAGAAAGAGGACUCGGACAGCAGCAUCCGGAGGACCACGCUGCUGACAAAGAUGACCAACCGAAGCCCCACAGGCAGCACUGGCAACUGGAGAGAGCUGGAAAAUUCUCCCAAAAACUCAGCUCAGGCAGAAUAAACACUUUGAAGAGGAUGAAAAUUCAAAGAACUCUUGGUAGAGUGGAAAGAAAACAUGGACUCUUUUGGCUAAUAUUUGUGUUUGUGUGUACGUCGGGGUAAAAUAGUUCCAAAACAACUUUUCCCUGAUUUUACAGUAUCACUUUUAGAUAUAUAUAUAUACACAUAUAAACAUGCACAUUUUUCAGCAGGGAGCAUAAUUAAGCAUCACGAAUUACAUUUUUUUAUGUUGCGCCAUAAACAGUUUCCUGUUAAGAGUUUACAAAACUUCCAGCAGCCUGGAUGUGGUAAAAAUGCCUCUUCCAGGACACUUGUUUCCAAGUAACAGAGGCAGCCACCUCAUCCUUUGUGUUUGGAUUUCCAUUUGAGCUUUUUUUUUCUUUUUUUUUUUUUUUUUAGAAAACCAUUUUAUAUGAAAAUGAAAUUUAAAGCAGCGCUUUUGAACUAAGAUAAAGAAAUACUUAACAGAAGGAAAAAGAAAGGGACUUGGGGGGCUUUUAAGUUGUUUCUUUUUUUUCUUUUUCAUUUGUCUUUCAUGUUGCAGCGGCAGGAAGCCACUUUAAAUGUUGGAUUUCACUGCCAAACAAAGGUAAAGGUAUGUAGUCGCGGGAAGAAUGAGGAGGUGAGAGCGGCUGCUCUUGGAGGAUUCUCAGCACCUUCCUGCAGAACCGUUCCCAGGGCUUUCAGAGAAAGCUGGGCAGAAGCUCACACAUUCCUUACAAAAUACGUCAGGGCACUUCCCGCCUUUUUUUUUUUUUUUUUUCAGACAUCCUGCACCGUUGGGGGCUCUGUGUUUUGGCUUCAUUUGCACUCAAGACAAAAACAAUUUCCUGCACAUUAAUGUGAUUUACAGCCCCAUAAUGGGAGUACGAUCACAAUAAGAGGCCCCAAAAAUAACAUGUACAUUGUGUCAAAAGUGUAUAUAUAAAGUGUUUUUGAUGUGUUCUGUGAACCUGUCUAUGUGGUACGUUUGUAUAUAAGACAUGGAAGUAUCUGUACAUAGAAAUAAUAUAUGUAAAUCUGUUCAACACCAAAUCCUGCUUUUAGUUGAUCUGUUUCUAAUGAACAAAAUCUUCAUAUUCCAACAGUAUAUGUUGAUGUUUACACUCGGAAUACCAUUAUGACAGGGAAAACUAAUGCAUAUUUUUACUGGAAAUUGAGCAAUUGUUACACUACACCUAAGCCAAGCUGAGCAACUAACAUUUGCCAAAAUUCUUUUUUUUUUUAAUUUAUCUCAUAAUAGAAGCUUCCGACUUCUUUCCCCUUUAUCAACAAGAUAUAUUGAUCAAUACAAGUAUUGGAUCAAACCAUCCUGACUCCCCAUCGAGAUUUAAUUGGGAAUCCUGAUUAGUUGGCCAAAGUUCUUCACAUCGCCAAAGAGACACUUUUUUUUUUUUGCUGCAAACGUCUGGCCAAUUUUAUGACCAAAACUAUUCAACAAAUUCAGAUUCUUUUCACACACAUUUUACAUUAGAAGCGAGUCUCUUCUCUAGCAGCAUUAUUGUAAUAAGCAGUCCUGCUAUUGUGGCAACAAAGUUUUAUCGAUCACCCUUUAUUCCUCAGUUAACCCUUUAAGACUGGAGCUCCAGGGUUUAUAUUCCUUUAAUUACUGUUAGUUUUUUAAUUGUUAACACGAUAAAUGUAAUUCCAGUAGAUUCUAAAGGAGAAAAGCAGCUCCUUUUAGAGUCUGCUGGAAUCACGUUGAUCAUGUUAACGGUUGAAAAGUUACAGUAUGUUAAAGAUUUUGUGUGUAAACAUCACCGGUCCUUAGGUGUUAAAGGGUUCAAUCCUGCUGUUCUGUUUGUGAAAAAGCUUAAAUUGGGAUUUCACAGGUGUUUUGUGCUGAAUUUUGCAUACACUCUUUUUGCUACUGAGUUUUGCUGAAUGAAGUCUAUUUGAUUUGAAUCCUGCACAAUAAAUAAGAUACAUUUUAUUUCU